This is a messenger RNA of Cervus elaphus (red deer), 2191 nucleotides long. Its product is annotated as zinc finger protein OZF-like. Gene Ontology annotation, molecular function: DNA-binding transcription factor activity, RNA polymerase II-specific; RNA polymerase II cis-regulatory region sequence-specific DNA binding. The record is from RefSeq and is a predicted model, not a curated record. NCBI's taxonomy places the organism in Eukaryota, Metazoa, Chordata, Mammalia, Artiodactyla, Cervidae. The transcript has a single exon. Bases 22 to 1497 code for a protein of 491 amino acids. Gene Ontology annotation, biological process: regulation of transcription by RNA polymerase II.
GUUAAUAUAAAACAGCUUUUCAUGUGUAAUAACAUGAGUCAGGCCUUAAGUAGGAGCUCCAAAGCCAAUAGUUCCCAGAGUAUUUAUGAUGGAGCAAGAAACUGUUCAUGCAAUGACAGUGGGUAUAACAUUGGACAAGACUCUGAUCUUAGGAAACACCAGGCACCUCAAUCUUCAGAUAAGGAUUCUGAAAGUAAUUCAGGUAGGAAUAUCUUUUAUCGAGCAUCAGGUCUUUCACUAAAUAAGAGUACACAUACUGGAGAGAAGACUUACAAUUGUAGUGAAUAUGAUGUUUCUAAUCAGUCUUCAGAACUUAUUCAACAGCAGAGUAUUCAGAAUCCACAGAAAAACUACAAGUGUAAGAAAUGUGAGAAAGUCUUUACUAACGCACUCAACCUAUGUAAACAUAGGGAAAUUCAUACAGGAUGGAAUACUUUCAAAGGUACAGAAUGUGACAAAUCAUUUAAUCAGAGUUCAAAACUUAGUCAACAUCAGCGAAUCCAUAUUGGCCAGAAGCCUUAUAAAUGUAAGGAAUGUGGUGAAGGCUUUAGCCAGCACUCAAGUCUUACUUACCAUCAGAGAGUCCAUACACGGGAGAAGUCUUUUAAAUGUAAGGAUUAUGGCAAAGCCUUUAAACAGUGCUCAUGUCUUCAUAAACAUCAGGUAAUUCAUGCUGGAGAGAAACCUUAUAAAUGUCAAGAAUGUGGAAAAGCUUUCAGUCAAUACGUAACUCUUAUUAAACACCAGCGAAUUCAUACUGGAGAGAAGCCUUAUAAAUGUAAGGAUUGUGGCAAAGGCUUUAUUCAACGCAGAGGUCUUACUUGCCAUCAGAGAAUUCACACUGGAGAGAAACCUUAUAAAUGUCAAGAAUGUGGAAAAGCUUUCAGUCAAUACGCAACUCGUAAUAAACACCAGCGAAUUCAUACUGGAGAGAAGCCUUAUAAAUGUAAGGAUUGUGGCAAAGACUUUAGCCAGGGCUCAGGCCUUAUGUACCAUCAGAGAGUUCACACUGGAGAGAAGCCUUAUAAAUGUAAGGAUUGUGGCAAAGCCUUUAGCCAGGGCUCAGGCCUUAUGUACCAUCAGAGAGUUCAUACUGGAGAGAAGCCUUAUAAAUGUAAGGAUUGUGGCAAAGCCUUUAGCCAGGGCUCAGGCCUUAUGUACCAUCAGAGAGCUCAUACUGGAGAGAAGCCUUAUAAAUGUAAGGAUUGUGGCAAAGGCUUUAGCUGGCACUCAGAUCUUACUCGCCAUCAGAGAAUUCACACUGGAGAGAAACCUUAUAAAUGUCAAAAAUGUGGAAAAGCUUUCAGUCAACGCUCUGCUCUCACUCAACACCAGCGAAUUCAUACUGGAGAGAAGCCUUUUAAAUGUAAGGAUUGUGACAAAGAGUUUAGGCGCCGCGCCGGUCUUAAUCGCCAUCAGAGAAUUCACACUGGAGGGAAAACUUAUAAAUGUAAAGAAGGUGGUAAAGUUUUCAGUCACUAUGCAACUCUUAUUUAACAUGAGCGAAUUCAUACUGAAGAGGAGCCUUAUAAAUGUAAGGAUUGUGACAUAGACUUUAACCCAGCACAUUGGUUUUACUUACCAUCAGAUAAUUCAUACUGAAGGAAAUCUCAUAAAUGUAAGGAAACCUGCAAAGGCUUUAAUCAGAGCUCUCAUCUCACUGGACAUCAGAGAGCAUGUCCUGGAGGGAAACCCUAGUAAUGAAGUCAGACAUGGAAGAGGUUUGUCCUGAACAUACAGUUCAGGAAACCCAAGACUGUUUAUAUAAGAAUGAUACAGAAUGACGUAAAGAAAAUAUAAAUAAGUAUUUACAAAAAAUCAAAUCUAAAUAAAUAUCAGGAAAUGCAUACUGGAAAGUAUUUCAUAAAUCCUGUUUUCUGACGUUCCUCUUAGGGAGAAAUAUUGUAGAUAGUGAUUCAUAGUUAAAAUAGAUAGAAAAUUGAUAUGUUAGUAUGGAUCACAAGAUGAAGAGGUGAUGUUUAGCCAUGUACAGUCACUAGCUAUGUAUGUUUGUUGAUAUUGACAUGAUUUGUGAUUAUUUGAAAACCAAAAUGAAUGUAACUGAAUUCUCAAAUUACUCCAUGCUACACUUCAUUUCUAGUGUGCAUGCAAAGUUAUGUUUUUGAUGGUUGGUACCUCAAAGAUGAGAGAAGCCCUUCUUUCUAGGAAGAAAACAUUUAUAAUUUUCUCC